This is a messenger RNA of Linum trigynum, 1246 nucleotides long. The record is from the annotation of a GenBank genome assembly. Lineage: Eukaryota; Viridiplantae; Streptophyta; Magnoliopsida; Malpighiales; Linaceae.
GUAGGAAAGUGGUUGGAAAGCGUUUGGUGAGAGACGGAGACCGCGAGCCCAGAUUGCUCUUCUUCCGAGUUCCGACUGACAGCAUUGGAAGGUCCGUCAGACCGAAGAGACACUGCGAAGCAAGUAAAGCACCGAACUUCCUUCUCAGUUCUCUCUCUUUUUUAUUUAUUUUUUUAAUUUUAAUUUGAACAAACUUUCUUUAUCGUCCUUUUACUUUUCUCAUCCUGCCAACCCUCUUGCGUUUCAUCCCUUGUCGCUCCUCUCCGCAACCGAGUUCAGCAUCCUUUCCCCUUUGUGAGAAUGGCGAGCAGUUCGGCGGCGACUUUGGAAGAUGUUCCCUCAAUGGAUCUUAUGACCGAGCUUCUCCGCCGCAUGAAGUGCGCUUCCAAGCCUGACAAGCGUCUCAUUCUCAUCGGUCCUCCUGGGUCAGGGAAAGGCACUCAAUCUCCAAUAAUCAAGGAUGAGUUCUGCUUAUGUCACUUGGCCACUGGGGACAUGUUGAGAGCUGCUGUUGCAGUUAAAACUCCUCUUGGAGUCAAGGCUAAGGAGGCUAUGGACAAGGGACAACUUGUUUCUGAUGACUUGGUCGUUGGAAUUAUCGAUGAAGCAAUCAAGAAGCCCUCUUGUCAGAAGGGCUUCAUUCUUGAUGGGUUUCCUAGGACUGUGGUCCAAGCUCAGAAGCUUGAUGAGAUGCUUGAGAAGCAAGGAGUUAAAGUUGAUAAGGUGCUGAAUUUUGCUAUUGAUGAUGCUAUUUUGGAAGAGAGGAUUACGGGUCGCUGGAUCCACCCUUCUAGUGGUAGAACCUACCACACGAAAUUUGCACCUCCCAAGACUCCAGGCGUUGAUGAUGUAACUGGAGAGCAUUUGAUUCAACGGAAAGAUGACACCGCUGCAGUCCUCAAGUCAAGGCUGGAUGCCUUCCACAAGCAGACUGAACCAGUUAUUAGCUAUUACAAGCAGAAGGGCGUUGUUGCGGAUCUUCAUGCCGAGAAACCUCCCAAAGAGGUUACAGUCGAGGUUGAGAAAGUGCUUUCUUGAUAGUGUGCCUGUCGAAAGCAAGUCGGCUUUACUUUAGGAUUCAAGAGGGAAUUUUUUUCCUUUUGCCCUUUUGCUCGUGAUAUGUAGUGGACCAAUGUCAUUUGUGUUAUCUGUUCUGCUGUUUCCUGGUUAUUUUGGCUGCAAUUUUCGGCUACUAUACCAAACCAUUGUUGAGGGCAUUUAACUGCUGAGCCGCACUUUUAGAGAA